Messenger RNA from Rhizopus microsporus ATCC 52813, 1357 nucleotides. RefSeq names its product DnaJ-domain-containing protein. The transcript is spliced from 4 exons. Bases 48 to 1214 code for a protein of 388 amino acids. Lineage: Eukaryota; Fungi; Mucoromycota; Mucoromycetes; Mucorales; Rhizopodaceae. The record is from RefSeq and is a predicted model, not a curated record.
ACACAAUUUUGACUUCAAUUUUUAUUAAGUACGAAAGCGAAUUUAAUAUGAAUGUAUAUGCAGUUUUGAAUGUUGGAGAAGAUGCAACAUUGGAAGAGAUCAAGAAAAGCUAUCGAAGGUUAGCUUUACGUUAUCAUCCAGACAAGAACCCACAAUGUGAAGAACAAUUUCGAAAUGUCAAUCAAGCUUAUAAUAUCUUGUCAGAUCCCAAAAAGCGACGCAUAUACGACCGAUACGGCAUGGCCGGUGUGAACAUGAUAGAUACGAUGGGACCAGGUGCUAUACUUUUAGAUCCAGAAGUAGAGGCUGUCAUAUUGACGUUUUUCUGCAUCCUAUCCCUUGUUUUUGUUUGCAUUAUAUUUUGGCUCGUCUUUAUCUGUCUAAAGGUUGAUAGCUCAGUCAGUUGGCCAUGGAGUGUUGUGUUUAUACCUUUGUGGAUUAUUGAUUGUCUUAUAUUAUGGAUGGCCCUGCAUUAUUUCAGAAAUAGCAAUUCUAUGAAUAAGCAUUCCGAUCAUGCUAACGAAGAUGAGAAUGAAGGAGAAGAAAACGAAGAAGAACUGUUGUUGAAUGAGGGACGAUACAAGAAGAGCCUCAUAGGCAGAUGUAUACCCCUUGUAGAAUGUGUCUUGAUCAUACUAUUCCAAGUACUGAUUGUUCUCUACCUGGAUGGUAACCCUGUCUAUUUGCCGUGCAUACUUGCGCCUUAUUAUGGUUUCGAAGCCAUUCACAGCCUGUUUAAUGGAAAGUCAGGAUGGGUAACAAGGCUAGUCAUGCUGAUCCAGUUGACUUGCAUUGUGCUCUAUCACAAGAACUGGGUCAUCGUCUUCAUACCCACCUACCUUUUAGGCUUAUUUUACUUCUUGAAGCUAUGGGGACAGUAUAGAUACUUUUCAAGGAUAGGAAAUCAAGAAUUAGCUCAGCAAGCAAAAUCAUUGGUCUUUGCUGCCACUAUUUUAUAUUGUCUCUUGGCAACCUUAUUCUACACCGUGCUCGGGCUUAUCAUCGCCAGGUUAAAAGGCAUGGUCCAAAUCAGGCUUAUCGUCAUCCUUAUUCCUAUUUUUAUUAUUAUGGGCAUCAUGCUCUGCUGUAGUGGCUGUUGCUUGCCUUGUAUGCUCAUCAUUCCCUCUUCGUUACCCAGCCAUGAUCCAGAAAUUGUAGAUCCCAAUCGGCGAAUUACUGCAUCCUCCGCCACAGCCAAAGCUGUCGUAACUUGAUACUUAUCUUCUUAAUUCCUUUUUACCUUUUACCUUUUACCUUACCUGUUACCUUUUUUUACUUUACAAACAAAACAAGAGAAAAUGAUUAAAGACGUUAUUAAGCAGCAUAUAACACCUUUUUAUCUUUUGACUCUGAGGAC